UAAAGAGGAUUUUCCUGUUCAAAUUGUAUGAUAUAAUCUUUUCCAACGCGUAAGAUAAUUAAUAUUUUUCACAAAAUUAGAUGUUGAGAUAUUAAGAAUUUUUGCAAUCGCUUAAAAUUCUUAUCGAUUUCUACGAAAACUCGGCAAAAAGAGAUAACUUGUACAACUUGAUAUUAUUGCGUUUCGUUAAAAAAACGAUUCAUCAUAAUCAUCGUUCAUAACUUUCUUCGUAAACGUAUUUUUACAGCAAUUUAUAUUUAUAUCGUUAAGAUAUAAAGUAUGAAAAUGUAUAAAAAUUUCUCCUCAAAAUGCUUCCCUUCAAAAAACUUUGAACGUUAUAUCUCCUAUUACAGAAGGUCUGUAUAGGUCUUUCCGUUGAUGAAAUAGGUUUUUGCAUAACAAAUUUCAAAUAACAAGUAUUCCCAAGAUUAUAAAUUGUAUCAUAAAUAGCUUUACAUUACAUAUAGAUAUCUUUGUAGAAUAUUCUUAGCGGCAAUGCAUAACGAAAAUAUAACGUUAUAAAUUUGUAUGUAGGGCGGAAUGGAGUCGAAAAUAACUCGUUUAAAUAAUUCAAAAAUUAUCACGCGUCAUAACAGGUAAUCUUGCCACGACGUGCACCACGGAAAAAUUAAAAUCGACAAUAAUUUUAACAAUAUGGGAUUAAAUAAUAGAUUCGUUUCUUUCCGUCUCGCCAGUUUUACGUAUUUUCUAUAUAUAAUUUUCUAUAUAACCAAUUCUUCUCUCUUCUGUUUCACGAAAUUCUGUACACGCGAUAUCGGUGGAUAAACCUUCCAUUCAGAGAUAUCUCGUGGUUGCAUAAUUCGUGGAAGUCAAAUCUUUGUAUCAAAGCGUAAACCACAAUUUUUGUUUGGCGAUCGGCGGAAAUAGAGGUGGUCUCGUAUUUGCUGUGCAGGGUAAAACAAGUUUGCAACUCGAUGGAACAGAUUUGUUCAAAACCUGUCCCCCCUUCUCUCGCGAGACGCUGUUGCGCGAUCGAACAGAUAGGGAGAUCAUCUUCUCCCGUUUCUUUCACCGGAUAUGGAAUUCUUCUCCUUCUUUUUUUUUUCCUCUCUCUCGUAACCAAAGUUUUGCCGCGAUAAAAUGGCAUGCCACUUUUCCCAUUCUAGACAUUCUUUGUGAAUUCAACUUUUGGAACUUCAAGUACGUGCCAUUCAUCCUUGUAAAACCGUAAAUAGUUUGGAAAAUUACGCAUUCGCCACUGUUUUUUAGCGAGAAACCAAGCGAGAAAUUGAAUCGUGUAAUUUUUCUCGUGGUUAAUAAACGCUGAUAUGAAAAAAAAGAAAAAGAAAAAGAAAAAAGUAGUUGACCGAUGAAAAAUAUUUCUGUUGUAGUAUCGAUAAUACCGUCGUUGAUACCGUCAAAAUGAUUAAGAUUAUCGUAUCGUAUCGUUUAACCGUUUUAAUCACAAAAAUCUUGGAAUAGUAUGACGCGUGUAAAUAUUAAAGUAUCUUCGAUAGAUACUUUAAUUUAUCUUUUAAAUUAAAAAAAAAAAAAAGAAAAAAGAAAAAGAAUAUCGAUCAGAAUAAUGCUUUCAUCAAACGGGAUAUAAAUAAAGAUCUCUCUAACAUUUUCCCUCUCGUUCUGCACCUCGUCUGAAAUUUCACAAUAAUUUCGAGUCAAUUAUAUCUUUCUCGAAAAUAUGAUUACGCACAAUUACGUGAAAAUAAGCGCGCACCUCUUCUUCCUUCUCGAGCGAAAGAUUUCCGAAUCGAUUUGUUAAACACCGGAUACACGCGAAUUCGAUUCGCGUAUCGCGACACCGCGUCGCUUUAUCACGUCGAGCCGGUAGCUCGAUCGUAUCGCCGCGAACGGGAGCUGUCCAAACAUUCCCGUCACGCUUUUAUCGCGCGACGCUCGAACGUGAACGCUGUGCUCCGCCGAUUCCUCGCGCGCGCGGUUCAAUAACUUCCGGAUCGCGCGCCACGAUAUCGACGUUUGGAAUUCGAGGGAAAAGGAGAAAAAGAAAAAAGAGAAAAGAAAAAAAGGAAGGAGGCGAAAAGGUGACGAGGCAAACUUUACCGCCGACUUUAAACACCGCCUCUUACUCGUUGGGUGGAGGGGGGAAGGGGUGGGGAUGUCAGAAGCGAGAUGGAGGCACGUGUGUCGCGAGCUCGACGGUUUUACAAUGCGGUGCUACUACUACGAGAUGGUAUCCACUUGUUCGAUAAUGUUGUUUUGACGAUUAUCUCGAUAUCUCGCGUUAUAUAGUCGUUUAAUCGACGCGGAGAUAGGUCAGAACGUGACGAGGCACCUAUCGGUCACCUCGCGAUAUUUUCGUUUUCGCGCCGGGUUCCAUCGCCGCCAUGACAGAGGCCAAGGAGAAAACGUGGAAGAGGAAGAGGGUUUCUCUCGGAGUCGGCGGUGCCUUGGUGGAGCUGGAGCAGGAUCCCGAACGUGGUAGCUGGGGCAAUCCCAUCGAGUUUGUUCUAUCCUGCAUCGGGUAUGCCGUUGGCAUUGGCAAUGUUUGGCGUUUCCCUUACCUUGUAUAUCGUAAUGGCGGUGGUGCUUUUAUAAUUCCGUUCGUUUUAAUGCUGAUAACCAUGGGAUUACCGAUAUUUUUUUUGGAACUGGCUGUUGGACAGUAUUCCGGACUCGGCCCUAACGAGGCGUUCAAACGUAUGGCGCCGGCACUCGAGGGCCUCGGUUAUUGCACCCUGGUCGUCAUUUUGCUCGUAAUGGUCUACUACAUGGUGAUCGUUGCCUGGACACUCUUCUACACGUUCCUCUCGUUCCUGCCGAAGCUCAGUUGGGCCUACUGCGACAACGAUUUCAACACGAACCAUUGUUACAGCGGGCUUCAAGAGAUUCAAUGUCAAACGGACGAUCCGGAAACGAUAUUUUACAACAAGAGUUGCAUAUCGGCCAGACACGUAUGCCGGAGCUUCGAUUUCGAGGAUGGGAACAUCACGCAUUGUUUCAAAGCUGACAAAGUGGAACUUCUUCGAAACCUUUACACACGGAUCCUUUCGUCUGAAGAAUAUUUCAACGAUUAUGUGCUUGGUAUACGAGGAGCUACGUGGGAACACUUCGGAGGCGUGAGAUGGGAAUUGUUAGGAUGUCUGACCCUCGCUUGGAUAAUCUGCUUCUUGUGUCUGAUGCGUGGCGUCCAAUCCAUUGGAAAAAUCGUCUACUUCACCGCCCUUUUCCCCUACGCCAUGCUUAUAGCGUUGCUGAUACGAGGUGUGACGUUGGAAGGUGCCCUCGAUGGCUCUCUUUGGUUCAUCAUGCCGAAAUGGUCCACCUUGCAAUCCACCAGUGUCUGGGCGGAUGCUGCUUCCCAAGUUUUCUAUUCCCUCGGUAUCGGUUGCGGAUCCCUGAUCACCCUGUCGAGCUACAGUAACUUCAACAAUAAUUGUCACAGAGACGCGAUAUUCGUAACUUUCACGAACUUAGCCACGUCGAUUUUCGCCGGUUUCGUCAUCUUCUCGAUCAUGGGAUUCCUCGCCCGUCAAAUGGGGGUUUCGGUCGAGGAGGUGAUACAGAGUGGAGCCGCGCUUGCAUUCAUCGCGUAUCCGGAAGCGGUGGUGCGGAUGCCGUUGCCCAACGUGUGGGCCGUCCUGUUCUUCGUCAUGCUGUUCAUCCUGGGUAUCGGGAGCCAAUUCGCAGGCGUGCAGGCGAUAAACACCGCCAUAUUGGACCUGAGGCCGGAUUUACGAAAGCGGGAGAGCCUGGUUGUGUUGGGUAUAUGCGUCACUUGCUGGUUCCUUGCCAUACCGAUGGUGUUCGACGGUGGUAUUUACCUGUUCACGCUGAUGGACUGGAACACAGCUUCUUGGGCGAUACUAUUGAUCGGGAUUGCCGAGGUCGGCGUGGUAGGCUGGUGUUACGGGUGCAACAAAUUCCUGCGUAACAUAGCCGAGAUGCAAAUGCGGUUCAACCUUUUGCUCCGCAGAUAUUGGUGGCUCAGCUGGGUCGUGCUGGCGCCUAUCACUUGUCUGGUGGUGUUCGUGUAUCAAAUAUAUACGUACGAGAUGCCUCGUUAUGGCAAGUACAUAUUCCCUAACUGGGCGAAUGCGAUCGGAAUACUGAUCGGCCUGUCGACCCUCGCCCCGAUGCCGCUAUUUUUCAUCCGCCGCGUUUGGAAAGGGCCGAGGGACCGGAGCAUGUUUCGGCCGAAGAAGACGUGGGGGCCUGCCGUGGAAAAAAGUAAGGACACGGUGUCCACGGCGUCCGUCAAGGUAUCCGAACCGCGUGGGAACGAGACGCAGGAGAAUUCCCCAGUUUAAAUUCCGCGGACACGACAAUUUUUGAUCGAUCCACCCUUCUCUCCACGCCGAUUCCGGUCACGUCGAUUCGGAUGUUGAUGAACGCUUGAGAAAAAGAAACGCUCCCUUCCCUCCCGACAGAAAUAUCGUUCGAAACGCGUACACUUUUCCAAUUUUUCUUCCCUCCUUUCUUCCUUUUUUUUUUUUUAAAUAAUAUCCCGAAUAUUAUUCGAUUUGCCCGACUUUUUUUUGAACGGGGGAGGCAAGGGGAGGAUCGAAUUGUGAGUACGACGGCGAUGUAAUUACAUGUAAUCGUUGAAAUAAAUAAGCGGUGUGUGGAAAAAUUCGUGGACCAAUGGCGGAGCCCGGUUGAGCACCACUGCCGUGCGCACGUUCAUUUCGA
This is a messenger RNA of Apis cerana (Asiatic honeybee), 4629 nucleotides long. Its product is annotated as sodium- and chloride-dependent glycine transporter 2. The record is from RefSeq and is a predicted model, not a curated record. Gene Ontology annotation, cellular component: plasma membrane. NCBI's taxonomy places the organism in Eukaryota, Metazoa, Arthropoda, Insecta, Hymenoptera, Apidae. Gene Ontology annotation, biological process: sodium ion transmembrane transport; nitrogen compound transport; amino acid import across plasma membrane. Gene Ontology annotation, molecular function: amino acid:sodium symporter activity; glycine transmembrane transporter activity.